AAUUGCAAAAUCUCUUUGCACUUGCAUGGGCGGUAUCAUUAUUCUAACAAAUUUUCUCCUCAGCUUUGCUCAGAGGCCAUGGGCUGCUGGAAGCAAGAGAAAACCAACACCUGGGCUUUUCCCACCCUGAUCCUCUGCCUCUAUGGAUUCUUCUACAUGAUGAAACCAUCAGAACCUUUCUUAACACCCUAUCUAACAGGACCAGAUAAAAACCUGACCAUAGAUGAGGUUACCAACCAGGUUCUGCCAGUUUGGACAUACUCCUACCUCGCUCUCCUUUUCCCAGUGUUCCUGCUCACAGACUACGUGCGCUACAAGCCCGUGCUGCUCCUGCAGGGCACCAGCCUCAUCGUCACCUGGCUCCUGCUGCUCUUUGCACACGGAGUGGUGGCCAUGCAGGUGGUGGAGUUCUUCUAUGGCAUGGUCACAGCCACCGAGGUGGCCUACUACGCCUACAUCUACAGCGUGGUCAGCACCCAGCACUACCAGAGGGUCACCAGCUACUGCAGGAGUGUCACGCUGGUGGCAGCCACCGUGGCCGCCGUGCUGGGACAGCUGCUGGUGUCCUUGGCAAACGUCUCCUACUUCUACCUCAACGCCAUGACCUUGGCUUCCGUGUCCCUGGCAUUCCUGUGCGCAUUCUUCCUGCCCAUGCCCCAGAGGAGCAUGUUCUUCCACAGGAAGGAUGCCCCUGAGCCUCUGCCAGGCCCUGAUAAAGGGCUGCCUGCGGCUGCUGCCCCCAGGCCCUCGAGCUGCCCGGAGGAAAGGAGCCCCGAGGCUGCUGCCGGGGCCCCGAGCCCCCAGCCCCAGCCCGGCAAUGCCAGGCCCCAGGGGCACAUGCUCAACGUGCUGCUGCAGCUGGGCAGGGACCUGAGGGAUUGCUACGGCUCCCGAAAACUCCUCUACUGGUCCCUGUGGUGGGCUCUGGCCACGGCCGGCUUUAACCAGGUGGUGAAUUAUGUCCAGGUGCUGUGGGACUUGCGAGCCCCCUCCCACAGCUCUGCAGUGUACAACGGAGCUGUCGAAGCUAUAGCGAUGUUUCUGAGCUCAGUAACAUCUUUCCUAGUACAAUAUAUGAAGAUUAACUGGGACCAUUUUGGAGAACUGGCUUUAGGAAUCUUCUCUGCAAUAGAUGCCGGUUGUCUGUUUCUCAUGCACUUCUCUACCAACAUCUGGGCAUGUUAUGCUGGAUAUCUCAUUUUCAAGGCAUGCUAUGUGCUCCUUCUGACAAUUGCAACGUUCCAGAUCGCUGUCAAUCUGAGCAUGGAACGCUAUGCCCUGAUGUUUGGAUUCAACAACUUCAUUGCCCUGCUGAUUCAGACCAUUCUCACAAUAAUUGUUGUAGAUUCAAGAGGCCUGGGACUGGACAUAGUGACUCAAUUUUUAAUUUAUGGCAGCUACUUCACAGUCAUACAUGGGAUUUUCAUGAUCAGAAGCAUUUGUGUGCUGGUCUCAUGCAAAUGCCAAAGGAAAAUAGUGAGAUCUUGCACAGAGAAGCUGAACCAGGCCGAGCAUGAGUCAAGAGAGCAGAUUGUCACAAGCUACAUGACACGGCUGUAGGAGGCAGGCAGGCUGGAGAAGGGCUUCUCUUGGGAGAAGGGCUCUCAGCAGGGAUGAAGAGCAGCAUGCAGGGAAGAGCAGUGCAAGAAGAACGUUCAACUCAGCCCUGAAAAGCUACUCUGAAUCAUUCCAGCACUUCAGCACAACAUAUGCCAGCAGAGAGCUCUCCAGAAUGGCACUGUGCCAAAAAUAAAAGAUAAGUUGCUUUAGAUUCUUAUUUUCAUGCGUAUAAAGAUCUUAAGGGCAGUAAUUUAUACACAGAAUCACAUUUGCAUCUCCCCAUGCACAAUGGCAGAGAGCAGAGUUCACCCUGCCUUGUUCAUUGUAGCUCCUGAAUGUGGUGCUGCCAAAGCUGCUUCUGUCACAUUUGCUGAUGCAGUGGUUGAAGGUCUGACUCCCCUUUGCACAGCCUUUGCUCUGAACCAAGGAGGAAAAGAUCACGUUCGCAUCAUUCUAUUCUUUCAUACCCAGUAUAGGCAGAUGGGGGACAGGCUCCUCCUGUCUCAUCCCACACAGGCUGCAAAAAGCAGGGCUUGCACAACCCAUCCCAGGAGCUUCACUGCAGCACUGCUACGUCACAGUUGUUGCUUGGCCCACAU
Molecule: messenger RNA, 2159 nt
Organism: Sturnus vulgaris (Common starling)
Lineage: Eukaryota; Metazoa; Chordata; Aves; Passeriformes; Sturnidae
Product: thiamine transporter 2-like
Biological process (GO): transmembrane transport; vitamin transport
Cellular component (GO): plasma membrane
Molecular function (GO): thiamine transmembrane transporter activity
Source: RefSeq, a predicted model, not a curated record